AAAUUUCAGCGUAUGAAUAUAUAUUUAAAUACAUCUUCGACACAUUCAUUACCAGGUGUUGUGAAAUUUCAGCGUAUGUAUAUAUAAUUAAGAAAAACCACCCUUACAUUAAAGUUACAUAGAUAAUACACAGGUAUAUUGAGAUUUGAUUGUAUACAAUGGCUUGCUUCCGUGAGAAUAAAGAGGAGAACAUUCAGUUUGACAGCGAGAAGAUGCGCCAGGAACUACAGGAAAAUGGGUAUGCUGUGAUCCCUAACCUAUUGACCUCAGAAGAAUGCGACAGACUGACGUCACAAUUCAGAGACUGGGUGGCGGAGUUUGAUGAUAGUUACAUCCCCCUUCAGAAGAAGUCCUCGGUUAUCCAAUCCUACAGAUGUGGACAUUUUGAGCCGAGUUGGGAGGUACGCCUGAGGGCCAAGAAAAUUUUCCAGGAAGUGUGGGGAACAGAAAAAUUGCUCUCCAGCAUUGAUGGAAUUGCGAUUUCUAAACCACCAGAAAAUAAAAGGGAAUACAGAGACAUUCAUAAGGACUGGCUGCAUCUUGACCAAGGGAUUCGCAGAGAGGGUCUUCACGCUUAUCAAGGCGCUGUUUACCUGGAGGAACAAACCCGAGAUGACUACUGUUUCCGAGUGCUCUCGAAGUCUCAUCUUUACCACUCGGAAUUUUUCAAGACGUUUCCAAACGCAGUAACUAAAACAGAGUGCACCGAUUUUUACAAAUUGAAUAACAACGAGAAAGAUUUCUUUUUCAAAAAUGGAUGUACUUUCGAAUGUGUUCCGGUGCCUAAAGGAGGGAUAGUUUUAUGGGAUUCUCGGACGGUUCAUGAUAAUACUCCUCCGGUAUCGGAAAGACCGAAUCACGAUAGGUGGCGCUUUGUCGUCUUUGUAAGUAUGACGCCUGCAAUAUGGGCGGGUGAAAAAGACAUCGAGUUCAAACAAGAUGUGUACAGGCGGAUGCUGCUAACAUCGCACUGGUCAUCCCAGGGGCUCAAGACAUUCAAAGAAUAUAAAGUUGGUAACUGGAAAAAGCGAGCAAAUAUAAGCAUUGAUUAUUUACCGGAUAUUGCAAGAAAACAGGAAGCCAAAUUGUUAGCUGGAGUCGAGCGAUAUGAUUUCAAUGAUGGAACCCCAAAUGGGCCAGACGCACCGAAAUGGAGAUUUGGCAUUUAUUGAAAUUUCCUUUUCCUUGGCUUAAAUAAUAUCGGAUGUUUAAAAAAUUGACAGAGUUGUUGU
Saccostrea cuccullata (small rock oyster) is the source of this 1232-nucleotide messenger RNA. RefSeq lists its product as uncharacterized. Lineage: Eukaryota; Metazoa; Mollusca; Bivalvia; Ostreida; Ostreidae. The coding region runs from base 159 to 1172 and encodes 337 amino acids. The record is from RefSeq and is a predicted model, not a curated record. The transcript has 3 exons.